AUGGACUGGGGGGGAGACCUGGUCAACAGUCCCUACAAGCCACGCAAAAACCCGAUUUUCCUUCUGGAUCUGGUCCUAGAUGCCUCUGGAGUCCAUUUCAGCACCCCGCUGGAGAAUUUUGAGGUUACCCUGAUGACGUUGUUUGAUAAAGGGAUUCUGGCGACUCAUAGCGUGCCUCAACUGGAGAAGUUUGUCCUGGAGGACCUCUUUAUUAGCGGCACCCCACUGCUGGAAUCUGUGGGCCUUCACGAGCCUCCGGUGGAAGAAUUGCGCAGCAACAUCCGCAAUGCCAUUUGUAAAGCCCUGAUACCAUUGAAGGCGUACGCAAAGCAAUACGAGAAAUUCCUGGUGCUCAACAACACCGACAUCGACACAUUCAUGAAGAUGUUCCAGGAGAAGAACCCCUCAGCGUCA
Staurois parvus is the source of this 414-nucleotide messenger RNA. NCBI's taxonomy places the organism in Eukaryota, Metazoa, Chordata, Amphibia, Anura, Ranidae. The record is from the annotation of a GenBank genome assembly.